Messenger RNA from Drosophila mauritiana, 1359 nucleotides. RefSeq names its product beta-1,4-N-acetylgalactosaminyltransferase bre-4. The transcript has a single exon. Gene Ontology annotation, molecular function: N-acetyl-beta-glucosaminyl-derivative 4-beta-N-acetylgalactosaminyltransferase activity. Bases 104 to 1075 code for a protein of 323 amino acids. The record is from RefSeq and is a predicted model, not a curated record. Gene Ontology annotation, biological process: glycosphingolipid biosynthetic process; carbohydrate metabolic process. NCBI's taxonomy places the organism in Eukaryota, Metazoa, Arthropoda, Insecta, Diptera, Drosophilidae.
CCUGGUCGUCAGCUGUUAUUCGCCAACCGGCCGCGAAGAUUGCGUCCGAAAUAAGGAUGCCGAGUUUCCAAAGAUCGUACUAAGUCAACUGUUUCUGCCAACGAUGUUCGUGCGGCUCUGGGUCCGCAGCUUCCACAUAUAUGAUCUUCUCAUCGCCAUCGGACUAAUCACGCUCAUCGUGUACCUGUGUCUGCCCUUCCGGUUCGCAUCGCACUACGACUACAUCGAGGAAUCAAAGAUCGAGGGGGCUCUUGUGCCGCAGGUGACCAGGAAUGUCUCCCUGCAGGAAGUUUUCGAAUGCACCUACUCGGAGAUCAUUGCCGAAAACCGGUUCGUCUACCACCUGGCCCAUUACCAUGACGCUGUGCAGCGCGGCGCGGAGAUCCGUCCUGGCGGCGAGUUCCGGCCGGAAGGAUGUCAGGCUCGCUACAGCACCGCCAUCAUUGUGCCGUACAGGCAGCGGGAGGAGCAGCUGCACGCCUUUCUUACCUAUAUGCACAAUUACCUGCCGCAGCAGCUGAUCCACUAUCGGAUUUUCCUGGUCGAACAGUUCGAUCAUAAGCCCUUCAACAGGGCGAUGCUCUUCAACAUUGGCGCCCAGGUGGCUGCGGAGUAUGGAUUUCCCUGCCUGAUCCUUCACGACGUGGACCUCCUGCCACUGAAUUCAGGUCAAAUAUAUGCCUGCUCCGAGCGUCCUCGGCACAUGUGCUCUGCCCUAGAUCACUGGCGAUUCCGACUGCCUUACCGCGGUCUUUUCGGCGGCGUGGUGGCCAUCAACACCGCCCAGUACCAGCAGAUCAACGGCAUGUCCAAUCUGUACCACGGCUGGGGCGGAGAGGACGAUGACCUCUACGAGCGCCUGCAGGCCCUUAACAUCGACAUUUGCCGAUUCGCGAUGGAGUUUAGUGAGUACACCAUGCUGAAGCACAAACCGGAGCGGCCGAAUGCCAACCGGGUGGCGCUUCUGAGAUCGGCGACUCUGCGCCAGCACUCGGAUGGACUCAACUCACUGGUGUACACGGAAGUGGAGCGGCGAAUGCACAGUCUGUUCACGCACAUUCUGGUGGACACCUGAGUGCCAGUAUUUGUUAUUAUAUUUAGCUUGUAGGCCAAUCGUUUUCGUAGUCGGUAUCUCGAAGUGUUUUACACAGGCUGCACUUCGCUUCGCAACCGAUUAGUUGCCGCCUUAUACAAUGCGUUCCGAAUCGAUCGUGAUAUCUCACUCACUAGGCUAAGAAGCUGGACGGGAAUGGAGGAGUCAAAGCUGUAAUUGAAGUACAAUGCAGAAGCCUCAGUUUAAGCGGAUAUCGCCAUGUUAAGCACGCUCUGCCUCUGCCAAUAAAAAUGUAUUGAACGUAA